AAAGCUAGGAGUGCGCGGUACCGGUACAGGACAGCUGAGCACUAACAGAGGGACAACUUCUUCCGCAUUUUUCUACGGCAACGCGCGGACCUCCGGAACAUGGCUGGUGGAAAGGCUGGGAAGGACAGUGGAAAAGCUAAGGCGAAGGCAGUAUCUCGCUCCCAAAGAGCAGGACUGCAGUUCCCUGUCGGCCGUAUCCACAGACACUUGAAGACCCGUACCACAAGCCAUGGAAGAGUUGGUGCUACUGCAGCCGUUUACAGUGCUGCCAUCCUGGAAUAUCUUACUGCUGAGGUGUUGGAGUUGGCGGGAAAUGCCUCCAAGGAUCUGAAAGUGAAACGUAUCACUCCUCGGCACUUGCAGCUAGCCAUUCGUGGGGAUGAAGAGCUCGAUUCUCUGAUCAAAGCCACCAUUGCUGGAGGAGGUGUCAUUCCUCAUAUCCACAAGUCUCUGAUUGGAAAGAAGGGACAGCAGAAAACCGCAUAAGGAACCUGUGCCCGGCUUCCCACUAAUAUUGUACUGUAACAGAAGAAAAAUUUGGGAUAUGUGGAAUUUGGUUUAUUUUCAUUUAAAGUUUCUUUUUUUAAAGAAAUAGUUUAAUGGAAGAGAAUAGGUGCCACAGUGUAGACUAAGAAAUCCUUUGUAUGUUGUUUAGGUUAAGUUUCACAGAUAAAGAAAGUUCCUUGAGUCACGUGACUGAAUCCAUGUGUUGAUUGGCUAGGUUUCUCCUGUGUGUUUUAUACAAAAAUGGAAGAGAUAAAACCAUUUUUUACA
Molecule: messenger RNA, 774 nt
Organism: Xenopus laevis (African clawed frog)
Lineage: Eukaryota; Metazoa; Chordata; Amphibia; Anura; Pipidae
Gene: h2az2.S
Product: H2A.Z variant histone 2 S homeolog
Exons: 5
Coding region: 100-486 (128 amino acids)
Source: RefSeq, marked provisional